UUUUUUUCUCUUCAUCUCUCUCUCUCUCUCCCCUUCUCUUUUUCGUCGUAUCUUUCGUUUGUGAUAAUCGUCGAUGAAAAACAUGUGUUCGUUUUGUAAAUCGGUGAUCCUCAAAGAGAUUCGUUCAUCACGAAGCUCGAUUCUCGUGGAGGAGGUCCUCCGUGUCCUCUCUUGAGAUUUCCCGCGCGAUGUACGACACCGUACGUACCGAGGGACCGGUAAAGUGUUGCCAGAUCGCGUGUUCUCUUCUCGGGAUCGUGCGACGAUUGGUGAAGUCUAUUCGUGACACGAUGUUGGAAUUCUUUACGCCAGUGCCAGGUUCAUUGAAUCGGCAGCCCGAACCGGGACAGCCCGUAUCUGCCGGACCAUCACUUCCUUUUCGUUCAACAGGAGACAACAAUAACGCAGAAUCGUCGGUUUCCGUCAAGACGGAAUCCGGGCUACUGGAAACGAUCUGUGCUGGAUGCGGGCGUACGAUCACGGAUAAGUACGUGAUGAGAGUAAUGGAAAGAAACUAUCACGAGGAGUGCCUCUCCUGUGCGGCAUGUGCCGCACCGUUGUCGCAAUCCUGUUUCAUACGUGACCUCAAGUUUUACUGUCGAUCCGAUUACGAGAGGAUCUUUAGCGUUAAGUGCGCCCGAUGCAUGGAGAGGAUCAGCUGCAGCGAGAUGGUCAUGAGAGUUGCCGGCUUGAUCUUCCACAUGGAAUGUUUCGCCUGCUGCAUGUGCGGCCAACCGUUGCAAAGAGGCGCUCAUUAUAUUUUGCGUCAGGGACAACCGAUCUGCAUUCAGGACUUGGAACACGAGCUUUACAUGAAAAGUCCUCAAGAUGACGAUUUAUUGGAUGAAAAUCGACCACGAGAUGGUCGAAGAGGACCUAAACGGCCACGGACUAUUCUCACGUCGGCUCAAAGGCGACAGUUCAAAGCGUCCUUUGAAGUCUCGCCAAAGCCUUGCAGGAAGGUACGAGAGGCUCUGGCAAAGGACACGGGUCUCAGCGUUCGCGUCGUUCAAGUUUGGUUUCAAAAUCAAAGGGCGAAAAUGAAGAAGCUUCAGAGGAAAGCGAAAACAGAACCUGGAUCGGACAAAGAGCCUAAGGAAGAAAGGAGGACGGAAAGUCCUCAUAGCGAUCAUAGUCAUUACUUGAACGCCAUAAAUAUGCGUGAUGGUGAAUCUUCCAACUUUCCAUCGGCCACACAACCACUCAACCCGAACCAUCCCUUUUCACCGGAUGACGGUUAUCCAGCCAACUCCGGAGACAGUUUCUGUAGUACCGAUGAAUCCCUGGACGGUGUCGUUGGCUUUGAAAUCGGCGAAAAUGAGAGCGGUGGUGCCGAUGGAAGUCAUCAGGGUGGUUCUCACUCUCAUCAUGGUUCUUCAUCUCACGAAGCACCCUCGUUGUCACAAGGUCUACACGCGGCUAUUCACAAUCCUAUCGACAAACUGUUCAUGAUGCAGAGUAGUUAUUUCAGUGGUGAUCACGCGUAAUCUAAGUUUUUUCGUGUUGUAUAUUAUUUCUUUCCCUCUUUCUCUUUCUAUCUCUAUUUCUUUCUCUAUCUCUAUCUCUCUCUCUCUCUUUUUCACUGUCUUUUUCUCUCUCUUUCUCUCUCU
Messenger RNA from Vespula pensylvanica (western yellowjacket), 1610 nucleotides. RefSeq names its product LIM homeobox transcription factor 1-beta-like (gene Lmx1a). Gene Ontology annotation, biological process: neuron differentiation; regulation of transcription by RNA polymerase II. Gene Ontology annotation, molecular function: RNA polymerase II transcription regulatory region sequence-specific DNA binding; DNA-binding transcription factor activity, RNA polymerase II-specific. The transcript has 5 exons. Bases 189 to 1487 code for a protein of 432 amino acids. The record is from RefSeq and is a predicted model, not a curated record. NCBI's taxonomy places the organism in Eukaryota, Metazoa, Arthropoda, Insecta, Hymenoptera, Vespidae. Gene Ontology annotation, cellular component: nucleus.